Messenger RNA from Ectocarpus siliculosus, 207 nucleotides. The record is from the annotation of a GenBank genome assembly. Lineage: Eukaryota; Phaeophyceae; Ectocarpales; Ectocarpaceae.
AUGGCAGGUCCUUGGCAUCUACAACUCGAGCACCACCUCGGUACUCCUGGCUACAACCAUGCGAGUCACGCCAUAAAUUCUUCAGGGCGUGAGGUGGAUGGCGAUGAACAACCCCAGCUUCUUGAGCUAGAGGCAGGUGGACUACAGCUCGGUCGCCGUGUGAGACAUCUCCAAGGUUCACAAUCAGAACCAGAACAAUGGGUCUGA